This is a messenger RNA of Brugia pahangi, 291 nucleotides long. The record is from the annotation of a GenBank genome assembly. NCBI's taxonomy places the organism in Eukaryota, Metazoa, Nematoda, Chromadorea, Rhabditida, Onchocercidae.
AUGAGCGAAAUCAUUGUCAAUCAGCAGAAACGGAAAAAAGUGAACGCAGAAAAAAACAAAGCAUUAAAAGUAACGCCACAGUGGUGUGAUACGACUAUGUUAGCUUGGAAUAAUGAACUGAUCAAGGGAACAAGUUUGCAUUAUAUCACUUCCAGAAGUGCAAAUGCAAGUGCAAGUACAAGUUCCACUUCUAUGUACACGCAUGGAAAAGUAUGGCAAUCCGUUGUAUCUCACAAAUCUUGUUACCCAGCACUACUACUAUUACUACUAUUUAUUAAUAUAGCUGGAUAA